Messenger RNA from Bactrocera neohumeralis, 1167 nucleotides. RefSeq lists its product as uncharacterized. NCBI's taxonomy places the organism in Eukaryota, Metazoa, Arthropoda, Insecta, Diptera, Tephritidae. The coding region runs from base 1 to 1167 and encodes 388 amino acids. The record is from RefSeq and is a predicted model, not a curated record. The transcript has 7 exons.
AUGGAAGUUGAUCCAUUCUCGAGGUUCCAUCAGAGCACUAACUUUCCAAACCAGAACAACCAGAACAACCAGAUUACGCAUAACUCAAGCUUACCUAUAGCACAUCCCCUUAGCGACAGUCAACCACAAGGUGCGUUCAAGAGACCUGCGAAUUCUCAAAGAACGUCGGACUACAGACGCCAGAGAAUUAACCAUUUGACGGAAGAAAGAAGCGAAGUGUAUGAAAAGCAGUACGAUCAAGCCGCUUAUGAUGCAGCGGCAGAAAUAGAAGCUGAAAAUGAAGCUGAAUAUGAAGAAGAUGCGCUUAAUUUUUUAGCGGAGAGUCCCUGCUCCCGUUCAUCCAACGAUAUCCCGGACAUUGCUGCCAGGCUAGAGAAAGCCCAACAAAAACAGCUGGAGCGGAGUAAUACCUACCGCCAAAAUAGAAUCUUCGAAGUUGGAGAAAAGGUCGUGGUAAGGCAUACGCGCAUCUUCACACUUUUGACUUGGGCUGGGCUGACAGCUUCCACACUAACGGACUACUCGCACGCGGACUACAUACCGAUCCUGGACGAACAAUUGACAUUUAAACGGAAGAAAUUCAACAUUUCUAGUUGCUACAAUUCAGAGGCAAGCUUUUCAAAGCAACAAGGAAACAAUUUGCCUGUGGAUGGAAAUGAUGUUUUUAACAUGUUAAAAACUAUUUCCACCCAACUACAAGAAUUGUCUUCAAGAGUUGAUCAUAUGGAAAGGAAGAAGGACAGAUUUUUGAAAGAAAAUAUAAUUCAAAAAAGCGAAGAAAUGGCCCAACAAAAAACCGUCCGUGAAUGUAAGGUGCUAAUUCGGAAAGUUCACCAAUCAGUAUGCCGACUGACUGGCGAAGAAAUCGACAACACACAAACAGAAAUUGCUUCCACCCUACCAUUAAUAACACUAGCUGCAGCUUUGGAAAUGGAAGAAAAACUUAAAUGCGAAGAAUUUGCUACAGCAACGAAACAGUUUGUUUUAAGGAUGAAAGGCAGUUCCGACAGUGACAGUGUGCAUCUGUUGUUUCUGUUGUCCAACAUAUUAUAUGAUUCUUUCAUCACUUGUGGACUUGCAAAUUUCGAGCAACAAAUGCGGAAGUCCAUCGAAAUGAGCCACCAUAGAUUUAAGCAAAAAAAAUAUAGAAUGCGAAAAGCUGAAUAA